This is a messenger RNA of Schistocerca piceifrons (Central American locust), 3803 nucleotides long. RefSeq names its product serine/threonine-protein phosphatase 6 regulatory ankyrin repeat subunit B-like. Gene Ontology annotation, biological process: regulation of barbed-end actin filament capping. Gene Ontology annotation, molecular function: protein binding. Lineage: Eukaryota; Metazoa; Arthropoda; Insecta; Orthoptera; Acrididae. Gene Ontology annotation, cellular component: nucleus; cytoplasm. The record is from RefSeq and is a predicted model, not a curated record. The transcript is spliced from 22 exons. The coding region runs from base 67 to 3663 and encodes 1198 amino acids.
CGCGAAACAGCAGACUACGCCUGGACAGCAGCGAUAUCUGGAAGCUGCCUCUGCAAAAAAGAGAAAAUGGAUUGGCAGGCGCAAUGUGACAGAGACCUGGCAUCAGCAGUCUAUCAUGGAAAUGUUGAUGCACUGAAAGAACUCAUAUCAAAAGGUGGCAAUCCAAAUGCAAAGGGCUAUAAUAAUGAGCCACUGCUGUUACAUGCAGCUGGCUGUAAUAAAGUGGAAGUUGUCAGAUAUCUUCUGAAUGAUCUCCAUGUUCCAAUUGAAAUCCGUGACAAGCAUGGACAUACGGCUCUUUUGACUGCAGCAUCACACGGAGCCUUGGAAGUGCUGCAGUUCCUGAUCUCAGCUGGUGCCAAUAUUCUGGCUACAAAUGCCUUGGAGGAGACAGCACUGCAUCUCUCUGCGCGCACUGAGUCAGUGGAGACCUUCAAGUUCCUCCAGCAGUCAGGAAUUCCCAUGGAUGCUGUGGAUAUUCGAGGCAGAACUUUUCUCCAUCAUGCAGCUGAAUUUUCAUAUCCAAAGAUGGUGGAAUGCAUCUUACAAGGGGGCUGGCUGCCUGUUGACUGCCUAGACAAGAAUGGACAAACACCACUGAUGUUGACAGCAGACUUCCCACGGAAUGAGAGAGAUCCUGUCAUACAUAGCAGCUGGUUCACUUGUGAAGAUUAUGUCAACCAGGUUAUAAAACUGCUUCUUAGUGCAGGAGCUGAUCUUUCAAGAAAGGAUGUGCUUGGAAGGACUACACUUCACAGAACACUUGGCAAUAGAGAAAAUUUUGACUUCUUAUGGAAAAAAUGUAAAGAUUUCACACAUUCUGUUGAUAAGAAAGGCCAGACACCAAUACAUAGAGCGCUCUCAGCUUUCCGCUUUCAUUGGGACAUGCAUCACAUAAUGCGACUCUUGCUGGAAGCUGGUGCAGAUGCCAAAUCACAUGAUUCAGAAGGAAGGACAGCUUUGUACAUUGCAUUAGAGAAGCAAUGUUCUUAUGAAGUGCAGGCAUUAAUAAAAUCAGGAGCUGAAACAUCAUGCCUGGAGAAAGACAGUCUCACUAAGAUUCUCCACAUUGCAGUCAGGAAUGAUGACUAUGAGCAAACAAAUAGAAUGAUUGCUGAAGGUGCAGAUGUAAAUGGCAGACAGAGUUUUAACAGAGACUCGCCAUCAACAGAAAAAGGCCACACUAUAAGAUGUUUGGGGUGCUAUGAAGCAGGCGGACCUGUAUAUUAUGAAUUGUCGGGGGAAUCUCCUUUGUUUGAGGCACUUAGGUCUCCAAAGAUCUUCAAAUUGUUGAUUGAUUCUGGGGCAAAUGUGAAUUUCAAAGAUGACCAUGGUUGUACAGCACUUCAUAGAGCUGUUGCUGAUAUGCGCUGUGAGGUGCUGGAAAUGCUGCUGGAUGCUGGUGCUGAUCCAAAUAUUGUAGAUGAUUGUGGAGUAUCAUCGCUCCACACACUAUCAGAUAGACGUGCAGAUGUCAGGGACAUUACAAAAUUUGCAGAAAGGCUCUUACAAGCUGGAGCCAGUGUGAAUGUGGCAGAUCAUAAUGGCAGAACACCAUUACAUUACGCAACAAAAAGAGGAGAUUCAAAGCAUGUGAAAAUUUUACUCAGUGCUGGAGCCAAUGUUCAUGCGGUGGAUGUGAAUGGUGCAACUCCACUCCUCAUAACUGAUAAACGUCACUUUACACAGAUAAUCAAGUUAUUGGUUGAUGCUGGAGCAAAUGUGAAUUUGAAAGAUGCCCAUGGUUGUUCACCACUUCAAAAAGCAGUUGAUAAUAGAAACUUUGAGGCCUUGGAAGUGCUACUGGAUGCUGGUGCUGAUCCAAAUAUUGUAGAUGAAUGUGGAGUAUCACUGCUCAACAUUGUGUCAAGUAGACCUGUGAAUACCAAGGAUGUUCCAAAGUUCGCUGAAAGGCUUCUACAAGCUGGAGCCAAUGUGAAUCUUAAAGAUCAUAAUGGCAUAACAACACUUCAUUGUGCAGCAAAGACAGGAAACUGUAAGCUCAUAGAAAUUCUACUCAGUGCUGGAGCUGAUGUUAAUUCCAUGGAUGUGAAUGGUGCAACUCCAUUACACAUGACAUCUAAACACUGCUUUAUGCAGGCUGCACAAUUACUGCUUGAUGCUGGAGCUAAUUUAAUAGCAAGUGAUAAAGAUGGUCAGCAAAUCAUACAUAAGGCUUCGCAAUUUGGGGACACUACAGCCAUUGAUUAUCUUGUGGAAAAGUGGCCAUCAACAUGGGGCUGUGACAGCCAUGGAAAUACAGUUCUACACUUUGCUGCUAGAAGUCGUAGAAAUAGACUGAUCAGCAUAGAGCAUAUCCUAAAGAGGAAUCUGGUGUCUGUAGAUGAGAGGAAUGUGGAAGGACAGACAGCACUAGCAAUGCUUGUGGAGCGCGGUAGUAAAUCGCACUCUACACACGGUGAAGUAGAGAUAUUGUUGACAGAAGGAGCAAGUCCCACUACAAUGGACAACAAUGGGAAAAUGCCUCUGCACACCGCAGCUAGUGUCGGCGAUGUGAAGGUAAUGGAGGUCUUGACUGCAGCUGGAGCAGACGUCACAUCGAAGGAUGUCACUGGUCGAACACCCCUGCACUUGGCAGCUGAGGCACACAAUGUGGAAGGUCUGGAACUGUUACUGAAAAAGGCAGCAAGCAUUGAUGAACAGGACAGUGAUGGCCAAACUCCACUGAUGCUUGCUGUUGGUAGCAGUACUGCAGUCAAUUUACUGCUGAGGAAAGGUGUGAGUAUUAGUGUGAAAAAUCACUCUGGGAAGACAGUGCUGGAAGAAGCAAUGGAUCACGGCAGUCAUGGUGUAGUGGAGGCCUUGGUUGCGGCUGGAGCAGAUGUCACAUUGAAGGAUGUCACUGGUCGAACACCCCUGCACUGGGCAGCCAAGGCACACAGUGUGGAAGGUCUGGAGCUGUUACUGAAAAAGGCAGCAAGCAUUGAUGAACAGGACAGCGAUGGCCAAACUCCACUGAUGCUUGCUGUUGGUAGCAGUAAUGCAGUCAAUUUACUGCUGAGGAAAGGCGCGAGUAUAAAUGUGAAAAAUCACUCUGGGAAGACAGCCCUGGAAGAAGCAAUGGAUCAUGGCAGUCAUGGUGCAGUGAAAUUACUGUGGACUGCAGUAAGCAACUUAAAGGAUAUUCCACAGGAGUAUUGCAUCAAAGCAGUUCAUGUAGCUGUAAAAGCAGGAGAUGAAGAGAUAUUGGACCAUUUGAUUUCUUUGGGGAUAUCCUUGUCAGACUGCUGGUGGGAUCCUGAGCAUGAGACAACAUUGCUGCACUGUGCAGCACAGUCAAGUGUGGAAAUGCUGAAGAAACUAAUAGACAAUGGUCACACUGAAAGUACACAUGACCACAAGGGAUUCUCCCCAUUACACAUUGCAGUUCAAUCAUUAAAUUUUAUGGGCACAAAAUAUUUGCUUGAAGAUGCAAAUGUUCCAGUGAAUGAGAGGAAUGCUGAUGGUAGAACAGCCUUGAUGUUGGCAGUCAGUGAUUCUUGGUACUAUCCUGAUGUAUUUGACAUGCUUGAGAUUCUGGUGAAUGCGGGGGCAGAUAUUAAUGCUAAAGACAAAUAUGGGAAGACUGCCUACCAGUUGGCAUAUUAUGCUUGGGCUGACAUGACUCAUGAUGUACUAGAUUAUAUGCAAUUUCGACUGUGAUUGUAUAGGGGAAAUGGAAAAGUUCAGCAUGCCUUUGAAGGACUGAAGCAGUUCUUUACCUUCAGUAUGCUUACCUGUACAUGGUGUUUCUGUAUUUUUAAUUACAUUUAAGUGCCACCUGAAUAAAUAACUAAUCUUUA